ACAAAUGAAGAAUGCCUUGGAACUAUAAACAGGUGUUUUUAAAAAAUACGCUCUUCCGUGAGGUGAAGGAGAGUGCUCCCGGGACAUACAGCAAGGGAUUAUAUGAACCGAUGCCUGUUCAAUCAAGCUUACGGCAGGACACAAGUUUAACCCAAUCACACCUGGAGGAAGACAUACAGUGUACUCAUCAGAGCUAAGGGCUGUUCAUGUAUUGGGACAGAUUCUGGACGUCACUUCAUUACCUUCUUAGGCACUUUGGAUACUAACAGAUUGCAUUUGUGAUAAGACAAUCACAAUACAGUUGUCUUAAAUCUGAGACAGACGCGGAACUGUGAAAUACCAGUGUGAAUGUGUUUACGAUGUGUUGAGAGAGGACGACAUAGUCGCAAAAAAAAUCAUCAAGCAGAUUGCUUAAUUGACAACGAGCAUUUGGAUGCACCCGUUGAAGUAUUGUUCAAUUAACUCUAGCUAAUGUUUACAUUAGACAGGAGCUCAAAUUUCCAUUCAAGUGCGAUGCAGCAAUCAUGCAGUGUUGACAACGCUAUAUCUGUUUGAAGAAGAGGUACUCAUUAACCAUUGGUUUGCCUUUACCAGAUUUUGAUGUAAAACUGUCGGAUAUUGCUCGUUCCAAUAAAAGGAAUAAAAAGUUUGCUCUAUUUAUCUUUCAAAACACUUGGAACUUGAAAGAUUUGACAUUCGUUUGCAUCACCGAUGUGUAUUAAUCCAUUUAUCUGGCAUCAUUUCCAAUCUAGACAUUCUACUUGAUCAUCCCACUCCUAUGAUUAUUUCAUCUUUUUUUGUCUACAUCUGAUCAUUCUGAUGUGUGAGAGCUCUCCAACAGUGGACAACCAUCUUGAAAAAGCGACUGAAGGAAAUUAAUAGGCCAGCAGGCAUGGAAUAAAACUAUUCAAAAGUUCAUCAUGCUUCAGGCUCCAGACUGACAAGAACUCGAUCAUAAUGGACAUCAAGAAUUCCGUGCAAUUAUUUCAAGAUGAGGCAAUGUGCAUGAAAUUAACAAAACAGGUUGAUGGAUGUUAGGUAGAAUCUUGUCUUGUGGAGAAGACGGGCCAAAGAAAUUUCUUGAACUUUUAAAAGGGAUCAUAUGUGCAUGAGGAGUGGAUGACAAAUCUAAUGUGUUUUGCGUUUGGAUGAUGAAUACAUCAGGAUGAGUCGUCAUAGCAAAACGUCAUCUCUGGUAAGCCAGGAGGAUCUAGAGAGCCAUGUCCCCCUCUUUGCUGACCACGAGGCCAUCAGUGAACUCUUAGGGGGGUCAUCUGCAUUUGGAAGAUCAGGCCGGGUGCAGGCAGAGAAACGGGACACACCCAGGACCAGGUCCCGAUUCAUGUCCCUGGAUGUUACUGGCUCCUCCCCCAAUCCCUUCCGAAUACGGUCGCUUAGCAACCCAAAGGGGUCUAAACCUAAAGGUACCAGUCCCUUGGCUACGUCCUCGUCUCCACCUAAACAGGCUGCGUCUUCAGAGGAGGUCUGGGUUGUUGAUGAGCAGAGAACAAAGGCCACUGAUGAACACCUUACAAGCAGCACAGAGAACAAUCUUAACCGACCUUCAAAGCCAACCUCAUCCAACGUGGCUCAUCAUCUAUUGAACCGGGGAAGCAGCGAACGAAUAAGGGGCGAUCGAAGCGCAAGACUCCACCCCCAGAACAUUACCAGGGGUUCUGUUAGACACACCAUGAGUGUUUCGGCAGAGAACCUACCUACGAUUCCUAGGAGCGGAACUGGUAUGGAGGACAGGCCAGGCAUGGAACCCCGUAGCAGUUCAAUGAACGACCUCAUCAGGAUGGACCCUGCCCUCCAGAUCCCGGUGAUCGGGAUCGAGGAAGCUUCUGACCAAGAAGACGACAAGAUAUCUUCCGAAAGGACGGGACAAACAAAGUCCCCCGCCAGCUCUCCACCCAUGCCAAGAUUCUUGAAUCUGGACCUGGCAAAACGACUGUCGCUGCCCAAUGAAGGGAGUGCUAAUAGUCUUUCUACUAGAACUGGAAGUGACAGUGAUCUUAGUUGCAGUGGUAGUAUUACACCAGACGUCAAUGAGUGCAGGAAGAAUGUUGGAGAGACAGGCAAAUUACGUAAAAGCAGCUUACGUAAGAAGUCGCGACCCCAUGACCCCACCCGGCAUGUCCAGCUGGCUCUGGACAUGGUCAAGGAGGAGGGAACGCCCCCAACCUCACGGAAGUACAAGAAGCGGGACGACGGCCGGCCCAAGGUGCAGAUUCGGAUCGGGGACGAUGAAGAGUCCGAAGAGGAAGGCGAUAAGGUGGAUAGCGGAAGAGAUGAUCUUAAUGAGAAUGGCUACAGUGGAAGGAGGAGAGGUAAUUUUAAUGUCACUCAAGAGAGGUUUCCUAUCAAUUUCAAGAGAGCACAUGAACCUCAUGAGCUCUUUGUGCAGCUGGACUCCUGGCAGUACAACCAGAACCAGUCCGAGGAGGGCUUCGUGGAGAAGAUCUGGAAGGAGACGGCAAGAUGGAUCAAGUUUGAGGAGGAUUGGGAGGUAGGGUCAGAGAGGUGGGGUAAACCUCAUGUAGCCUCCCUCACCUUCAACAGCUUACCCCAGCUCAGGAAGGGGCUAGAAAAUGGGUUGAUGCUGUUGGAUUGUAAGAGGACCACCUUACAAGGCAUCUUUGACGCUAUACUUGAUGGUCUGGAGGAGGAACACAACAUGGGCAGAAACGAUCGUAUGCUCAUCUCUAAGAUGCUCAAGGCAAGCGCUGGCAGCAUUCAUCUGCAUCAUUCUAAGUUGCUAAGAGCAAUGAGCAACCAUGAAGAGCCAGCUGGAAUCGUGAGAGCAUCCAUAAGACGGCUGUCUACCAUCGCUGAUUUCAGCCACCACCGCACCUCCCACCAGCAUCAGGAUCCGAACUCCACCCCUCUAACCACCAGUAGAUCCAUGAGCGCCAUGGAGGAUUCCAGUCGUACGGCAAUCAAUGGCAACGGGUUCAUGGAAUUAGAAUCCAAGGCCUCCAUGAUUGAGGCUCACCAGCAACAGGAGAAGAUCAUCCACCUCAAGGUCGCGGGUGACAACAAUGAUAACAGGCCGCCCAUCAACCGCAACCUCUCCUCCACAACCCUAGCUGCCAUACAGCAGCACAAGUCCGACGGCAUCAUCAAGAAGAUCCCGCCAGACUCGGAGGGCGCCCUUGUGAUGGUUGCUAGGGAGGAGUACCUUGAGGCACCGUACAUGGUCCUGGUCCGGCUGGAUGAACCCAUCCUCUUUGAGAACUUACUGGAGGUGCCAAUACCACUAAGGUACAUUUUCUUGGUAACCGGCCCUCCCAUGCCAACCCUCAACUACCACGAGGUGGGCCGCGCCCUUGCUACCCUCUUCUCUGACGAGGUCUUCCGGAACAUCGCCUACUCCGCCCGUGAGAGGAAGGACAUCUUGGUAGGCAUCAAUGAGUUUCUCAACGACACCAUGGUGCUGCCGCCGGGAGAUUGGGAUAAGGAGCUGCUGAUGCCUAUCACCAGGUUACAGAAGAGAGAACAGGAGAAGGUGAACAGGAGGAGGAAGACGCUCAACUUGAAGGAGGAAGAUACAGCGGCCUUGCAGCAGUUCCUAACAGCAGAGAAGAUGUAUGGAGACCCCCUGCAACGUACAGGAUGCUUGUUCGGUGGUCUCUUCCGGGACAUCAGAAGAAGAUAUCCACACUACCUCUCUGAUGUCUUAGACUCCAUUAACAUUACCUGCCUGGCUGCCUUUGUCUUUCUCUACUUUGCAUGUCUCUCACCCGCUAUCACAUUUGGUGGUAUCUUAGGUGAGAUGACCGGGGGUUUGAUGGGUGUGUCGGAGAUGAUCAUCUCCACGUCUCUCAACGGCAUCAUCUUCUCUCUACUUUCAGGGCAACCACUCAUCAUCGUUGGUCCUACGGGUCCAGUGUUGGUCUUCGAGGAGAACCUCUUACUGUUUUCUAAGGCGAUGAAUAUCGAGCUGUUACCAUUCCGCGCAUGGAUCGGUAUAUGGACGUUUCUCAUAGCAACCAUCUGCGUGGCAGUAGAGGGCAGUGUUCUAGUCCGACAUUUCACCAGAUUCACUGAAGAAAUAUUUGCUCUUCUCAUAUCCAUCAUCUUUAUAUACGAGACUGUCAGUGGACUGAAAUAUGUGGCAUGUCAGAAUCCCUUUCAGGAGAACUACUGCCUCGCUGAUCUGAACACCACCAUGUACCCACCUAUGUACAACGCAUCCAGCAUCUACGCAAUACCCACCGAUGCCAGCUCCAUCACAGGCUCGUCAACACCACAGCAAUUCGAUGUUACAUACUUUGAUGACAUUAUGAUGAAUGCUACGGCUCAUUAUGGAGAUGAUAAAUAUGGCGAGAAAGGGGGGAAGAAGAAGAAGAAAUGUUACGUACCAGCUGGAUGGGAUCCCAAGCCUAACACGACACUCAUGUCAAUCAUUCUGACGUUUGGCACGUUCUUUAUAGCGUUCUUCAUCAGGCAGUUUAGAAACAGCAGAUUCUUGGGGAGAACGUCAAGAAGAGCUUUUGGUGACAUUGGCAUCGCCAUAGCAAUCACUGUCAUGGUAACCAUAUCAUACAUCACCAAGAAUGUCUAUCUCCAGAAACUCAGUAUUGGCAAUGGCUUCGCUCCUACGGAUCCAUCCCAGAGAGGCUGGGUUAUCAAUCCCAUGGGUAUGACCCAGCCCAUGCCAAUGAUUGCUAUUCUAGGUGCUUCUGUACCGGCAUUCCUUGUCUUCAUCCUACUCUAUAUGGAAACGCUUCUCACAGGGGUCAUUGUUAACAAGAAGGAGCACAAGCUUAAGAAAGGGACCGGUUUCCAUCUCGACAUGUUCAUCAUGGGGUUCCUCACAGCCCUCUCAGGAAUCCUAGGUCUCCCUUGGAUGUGCGCUGCUACCGUCCGGACAGUCUCCCAUGUGACCAGUCUCAGCGUCAAGACCAGGACAGAUGCUCCUGGUGUCAAGCCAAGGCUUGAUCAUAUCAAGGACCAAAGGAUGACCAAUUUCUUUGUCAGUCUUGCCAUAGGUUUAUCAUUAUACAUGGCACCGUUAUUAAGAGAGGUGCCUAUAGCCGUUCUACUAGGAGUCUUCAUGUAUCUGGGUCUGUGCUCAUUGAGUGGUCUUCAGAUGAUUGAGAGGAUAAAAGUCUUCUUUAUGCCAAGUAAACAUCAUCCUGAUGUCAAGUAUAUCAGAAUGGUGAAAGCAUGGAAGAUCCAUCUCUUCACCUUCAUCCAGCUGGUAUGUCUAGUAGCUGUCUGGAUGAUCAAGACUUCCGUCAUCGCUAUCUGCUUCCCGUUCUUCUUCAUCCUCCUCGUCGCAAUCCGCAGGCUUAUGAGGUUCAUCUACACUGACCAGGAGCUUGAAGCAUUGGACAGUGAAGAAUCUGAAGAGGAAGGGGGUGGAUCAAUGGCUGAUGAAUACCAUGCUACUCACAUGCCUGUUUAGAUGUACACUACCAACUAUACCAAGCUGAAAGAGUGUCAAGCACCAAACAUUAAAUGUCAAGCACCAAACAUUUAGUGUUAUAGUUUAUAAACACCCAGUGUUAUUAAACUGGAUCAAGUAUAUUGCAUUAAAGGGAGAGGAAAUGUGCAAUGCUUGUAACUGUCUUUAUAACAGAUUUAUCCACAUGGCAUGCAUUUUAUAUUAAUUGGUGUAAUACCAUACACUUGGUGCUACAUUUGGUGUUGUAUGCUUCAGCACUCUGGUGUUUAUAACUGAAGAAAGUACAAGCUAGUUGUGCUGGCUUUAAUUUGCCAGUGUAUCACCUUUGUAGUUUGCAAAGAGAGCACUCUCGGAGUGUUAAUAACUGAAAAAUGAACAAGCUAGUUGUGUUGGCUUUGAUUUGCCUGAGUAUCACAUUUGUAGUUUGCAAAGUGAAGACCUUUAAGGUGCAUGAUUUUCCUCUUUUUUUCACUUGAAGGACAUUCUAAAGUAAUGUUCUGCAGGACGUCCUUAAGAGCUAUCUGAAAAGACAUUUGUUAACAUCAAUUACCAAGUCCUAGUGCAUGAAUAUCACCAAUGUUAAAGGUUGCUCUCUAAGAAGGUUCCUGUGUAUAGACAAGAGUAAUAUUGAGCUUUAGAUCACCAAGCUACAUGAGCUGUGCUAUCAUUAUUGUCAUUGAAGUCCUGUUCAUUUAUGAUACAAUAGAUGCUCACAAUAAUCACCUUAACCAACAAGAAAAAUGAAAAGCUUAAGAGUCAAUGAAUGGCUAAAGGCAAUAUCCUGGGGAUACACCGAGUACAAACCAAAGCUGUGUGUAACUAUGUCCCCUGUGUGUACCCACUGAUCUGUGUUUUAAAAGAUCCUUAAAUGUGAAGCUCAAUUCACUAAUCUAAUCUGGUUUUACUAGUCUGCAUAAUUUUUUUCCCUCUUCAUCUUCCUUUUUAAAGCAGUUUAUAUCUGAAUAGACCUUCAGAGUAGACAAGCCAAAGUAAUACUAAUGCCAAAGCUGUAUGAAAGUAAUCUAUAUGAUGAUUACAGUAAUUUUGUGCUGUAGUUAAUGGCUCUACAUUUGUCUGUAGAAUCAAAUGCGCAAUCAGAAUUCCAAAUUUCCAAUUAUUAAUAUGUAUAUAUUUGUGUAUCCCAAACUAGGUGUGCUUGUACAAGAAUUUUUGCAAAUACUACUUGCAAAUAUUAUUUUAUGCAUUAUUAGGAUACAUGUAUACAUUAUGUAGAAUUAAAAGCUCUUAGUGACUGUGCAAUUGAUUAUUUUCCAAGUAUUGAUACAUGAGCUGGCUGUGUGCCAAUUAACUGUGUGCUCUUCAUGAAACCUGGGGUGUCAAAAUCCUGCAAUUCAUAGUAGAUUGUCUAUGAACAAAUUUCCAGGAGUCACAAUUAUGCUAAACAUAUAUGCUGUGUAUCCAUGUCGGAGUUAGCUUACAUAUUGUAUGCUGGAUAUUACAAGCUUCUAAAUGUAGCAUCUUUCAGUAGUUUGGUUGGUUGUUUGGUUUGUUGGUAUUACCUGACUGCUAAGAAAGCUUGUGUGUGCUUGUAAGUAUAUAAGCAACCUGGGGGACUGAUGGCUUCAGUUCCUCUCCAAGGAACUUGAUAAUGAGAAUUAAUGCCCUCUACAAAGGGGAAUAAUGCAUCGACUUGGUUUCCAACUCGGGACCUUCCAGUUACAAGACCAUUGCUCUACCACUGAGCCAUCACGCUUUCUUCGUGAUAAAAAUGAAAAUAUAACAAUUAUAAACGAUCCCUGAUAGUGUUAGAGCACUACAAAUGGUGAUAGCCAAGCGUUUAAUAAUGGGUAUAGGUAAGUUCCAUUAUUUUAUUAUUGCAUUCCCUUUAAGUACUGAGACCUUUAGGGCAAGGAUGCAAAUUACUUUGGGAGCAUACCUGUGCCUAUAUCAACAUGUUCUUUCAAUACCAUAAGCAUUGAUUACUAUUCUAGAUUUCAAAGUUGCAGGCAAUUUAUUUUAACAUUGAGAAAUGUUCAACUUCUUGAAACAGUCAGGCCUAAAUAGGACAAAUAUUUGGAGUUAAAAUGUACAUAUGUUAACUUCUGAUGGUAUUGAUAUUGUUAGCUCAUGGUAUAUUUAAGAAUUUGAUGAGCUUUAAACAUUAAUAUUCUUGUUCCUACACACAUAUAUGGUCUGCUGAGAGCCAGAAGGGCAUUAUGUCCUAUUAUACUGUAAUUAUACAGAGUUAAAACAAAAUUUAUUCUUUGUUUUUAGUCUUGCCCUGUGAUUUUGACUGAUACUUUUAUACAUUUUUAGGGGUUCCUUGAUUAUGUAUAUUGCAUUAUCAAUUAGUUUUGCUUGCAUGCCGGUAGAAGAUAUGAGAAUUUUUGUGUUAAAAUCAUUUUUAUUGUAGUUAUUAUUAUUGAUCUAUGAGCUUCCAUAUUGCAGAUAACAGGUGCAAUGACUGUGAAAUGUAACUUGAUCUAAAAAAAUUCUUUCUCUUGAUUUGAAAACUAACCUAUUUUUCUUUACAAAUAGAGUCAUGAAUAAAAAUGUAUUUAGGUCUCGUUUCUUUUUCAUUUUUUGUUUCUAAAGACAAUUUUUGAAAUAGGGGAGUACAUCCUUCAUCAAUAUUAAAUAUUGAAUUGCAGAUAAGCAGAAACUAUUUUUAUGAAACUUUCUCUUCACUGUUCCUCUUAGCAACAUUUUAUAAAGGAUGAAUUGCCAUUUUUUGCAUGAUGUUUGGAAGUGGUUGCUAUUAUAUAUUCGAAAUUAUUGUAUUAUACUUAGAUAAAAUACAUAUAUAUAUAUAUACAUGUAUAUUUCACUUGUGAAUUGUUGACAUCAAAUCUAUUUAUUUUUUAUAUGUUGCCUUCUCAUAUGUUAUGUUUUCAUUAUAUUUUAACAAUUUUACAUUGUGUUUUUGGAUAGGUAUAUUUUGUGUAUACGAAGCCAAGAUUGAUAUAGAAGAAUUUUUUAAAACAUGAUGAGUCGACUAUACUUCAUGCAUACAUCCAUCCCUUUGCAUUUUCAACUGCUUUAUUUAUCUUCUUUUUUUUAAAAUACUUCUACGUACUUAACCUUAUUACUUUCAGUUAAUAACUACAACUUCUUCCAGACCAAAAGUGGCUAGUAUAGCUACACUAGUUUAGGAAAUACUAAAAGAUAUGUAUCAGAGCUUCUUAAUCAUUGUUUGUACUUUUAUAAAGAGGAUGAACUAAUCACCUUCUUUCUAUAACCUUUUCUACUGUUCUACACAUUUUAAUGAUUACCCUUUUUUAAACAAAAUUUUUAUUCGUCUUGGGAAUUUUUCCUUUGUAUGUGUAUUUAGUAUAUAAAUGAACAUAAGCAUGUCCUUGUGCAUGUUGAACAAGACAUUUUAAAGGUGCAACUACCCAUCCACCAGAAUUCACUAAAAUAGAUUAAAACAUUAUUGGUCAAAGUUUACCCAAGUUUAAUCUGAAGUACUGGAUUUUAAGCUUUUUUCUUUUCUUUUACAAAUUCUAAAUUAUUCUACUCAGGUAGUAAGGCAUUUGAUUUGUUUUUAAAAUUUGUUUUCAAUUAUUAUAUUUUUGAUUUAGAUAUGAGAACUACAGAUUAAAUCUUUGUUUUUUUAAUAUUGCUUAUUGCUUAUUUUCUGGUAAAAUGUUUAGAUUUGCCAAAGUUAAUUGUCAUACAUGUAUAUAAUGUAAAUAUACAUAUAUAUUCUUUGAUAUUUCUUUCCCAUCAUUGUAUGCAUACUGUGUUUGCCAUACUUUUUCAGUGGGUGAGGUGCAGAAGGAAGUUUUGUGAAGUUCAUAUGUACUGACUUAACUCCCUUUUGCUCUUCACCAAAAUUCAUUAUGAUCUUCCAAGCAAUAUGUAAAUAAGAGAGAAUGUUUAAUCUAGUGACUACCUAGAACAAAUUAUGUUAUGUCUUUCAAAAUGUGAAGAUAAGAACAGUCAAGGUAGAUCCAAAUUUGUUGAGGAUAAUUUUGAGAAUUUGUCCUUUGUUAUUUCAGAAAUAAAAAAGAAUGAGUAUUCAUAUCCUCUUUGUUAUCUAAUCA
This is a messenger RNA of Strongylocentrotus purpuratus (purple sea urchin), 9420 nucleotides long. Its product is annotated as anion exchange protein 2. Gene Ontology annotation, molecular function: monoatomic anion transmembrane transporter activity; solute:inorganic anion antiporter activity. The coding region runs from base 1166 to 5413 and encodes 1415 amino acids. The transcript is spliced from 21 exons. Lineage: Eukaryota; Metazoa; Echinodermata; Echinoidea; Camarodonta; Strongylocentrotidae. The record is from RefSeq and is a predicted model, not a curated record. Gene Ontology annotation, cellular component: plasma membrane. Gene Ontology annotation, biological process: bicarbonate transport; monoatomic anion transport; regulation of intracellular pH.